Messenger RNA from Didymella exigua CBS 183.55, 1656 nucleotides. Its product is annotated as BING4CT-domain-containing protein. Gene Ontology annotation, molecular function: protein binding. The record is from RefSeq and is a predicted model, not a curated record. Gene Ontology annotation, cellular component: 90S preribosome; nucleolus; small-subunit processome. Gene Ontology annotation, biological process: maturation of SSU-rRNA from tricistronic rRNA transcript (SSU-rRNA, 5.8S rRNA, LSU-rRNA). The coding region runs from base 1 to 1656 and encodes 551 amino acids. The transcript has a single exon. NCBI's taxonomy places the organism in Eukaryota, Fungi, Ascomycota, Dothideomycetes, Pleosporales, Didymellaceae.
AUGGCCACCGACCGCGGGCCGAAGCCCAAAUCGGCCGAAGUUCAGCGCAAAGGCGAGGCCAUAGACGAUGCAGACAGACAAGCGGCCAACCGCUUCGCCGAAGAAGCAGCAAAGCAGUAUGGGAGAGGCGACAGAAUCAGGCCAAAGUCCGUAAAGGACAAGAAGCUGAGGUCCAAUCUGCGGUUAUUGGAGAACAAGAACAAGCAAGCAGUGAUCGAGGCGAAGAAUGUCGAAAUUCUGCUAGAGAACAAUGAAGGACUGCUUGAGGCCGAACAUGAGCUGGAAAGGACAUACAAGGUUCGACAGGACGACAUCAAGGCCGCCGUCGCAAUAGAAACCGCAAAGAAGGGCUUUGAGCUGCGACUGGACGGGCUGGGACCGUACGAUGUUUGCGAGUACAGCAGGAACGGGCGCGAUCUGCUGAUUGCAGGGAGGAAAGGGCACGUUGCGACAUUCGACUGGAGAGAUGGCAAGCUGGGCUGCGAACUACAACUCAAUGAGACGGUACGAGACGCACGAUGGCUACAUACCAGCAACCAGAAGAACUUCGCGAUCGCGCAGAAGAAAUGCGUCUACAUCUACGGCGGCGACGGCGUGGAGAUCCACCAGCUGAAGAACCACUCCGAAGCCACACACCUCGAAUACCUCCCCUACCACUUCCUCCUCUCCUCGAUAUCGACAGCCGGUAUCAUCAGAUACACAGAUGUCUCAACCGGCCAAUCGCUAGGAGAGCUCUACACAAAACUCGGACCCGCAACAGCGUUGGUGCAAAACCCCCACAACGCCAUCCUGCACGUCGGCCACCAAAAAGGCCUCGUCACAUUAUGGUCGCCCAACAGCGCCUCACCGCUCGUCAAGCUGCUCCCUCACCAUGGGCCAGUCCGCAGCCUCGCCGUCGACAAGUCUGGCACGUACAUGGUCAGCACCUCGCAAGACCGCCGUAUGAGCGUGUGGGACAUCCGCAUGUUCCGCGAAAUCCACACGCACCACUUGCGCGUCCCAGGCACCUCGCUCUCCAUCUCCGACCGCAACCUGACCGCCGUCGGCUACGGGACACAAGUCAACAUCUACAAACCCGAGAUCUUCACCUCGAACCCAGACCUCGUUUUGCCCACACCGUACAUGGCCUGGGGCGGCGAGGGCCUAUCGACAGGCCGCGUGCGAUUCUGCCCCUUCGAAGAUAUACUCGGGAUCGGCCACGAGAAAGGCUUUACAUCGAUCAUCGUGCCCGGCGCCGGAGAGCCCAACCCAGACACCCUCGAGCAAGGCACGAACCCCUUCGAAACCAGCAAGCAGCGCCGCGAGACAGAAGUCCACGCGCUUCUCGAGAAGAUUCAGCCCGAGAUGAUCGCGCUCGACCCCAACUUUGUCGGAAAUCUGGACCUCACAUCUCAGGAACAGCGCAAGAAGGAGCGCGACCUCGACCAUAAGGAGGAGGAUAAGAUCACGAAGCUAAAGAAGAGGGGGCGCGGCCGCAAUAGUGCGCUGAGGAGGUAUCUCAGGAAGAGCGGCAGUAAGAAUGUUAUCGAUGAGGAGAAGGAGCGGGCGAGGGAGAUUGUUGAGAGGAGGAAGGAGAGGAACGUGGAGAAGCAGAAAAAGCUCAAGGCUGCGUAUGGGCCGGCGCUGGAGCGAUUUGCGGCGAACAAGAAGGCGUGA